CGCGGAAUUGGCGGUUGCUGGGUGGAGGCCAGGGGUGGAGUCGCUGGGGCUAAAAUCAUGCCUGACAGUGAGAGGUUUCCUGAGCACCAGAAGCCGCUAGGGUUGGGAUGAAAGAAGCAGAGCAAAUGCAAAACCUGGAGAGCGCGGGGGCCGGGCGGUCAGUCGGCACCCAGACUGGAAGCAUGACGGGUCAAAUACCAAGGCUUUCUAAAGUCAACCUUUUCACUCUGCUUAGUCUCUGGAUGGAACUAUUCCCAACAGUAGAAGCCCAAAGACAGAAAUCUCAGGAAAAGGAAGAGGGAAAACACGGACCCUUAGAAGAUAAUGAAGAGAUGACCAGAGUAUUUACUGACAAAAAGCAGGUGAAGAAAACUGGGCUUGUGGUGGUGAAGAACAUGAAAAUUGUUGGUCUCCACUGUUCUAGCGAAGAUUUACAUGCUGGGAAAAUUGCUGUUAUUAAACAUGGGUCGAGGCUGAAAAACUGUGAUCUUUAUUUUUCCAGAAAACCUUGUUCCGCUUGUUUGAAAAUGAUUGUAAAUGCCGGAGUUAACCGAAUUUCAUAUUGGCCUGCUGAUCCAGAAAUAAGUUUGCUUACUGAGGCUUCUAAUUCUGAAGAUGCAAAGUUAGAUGCCAAAGCAGUGGAAAGAUUGAAGUCAAAUAGUCGGGCCCAUGUGUGUGUCUUACUGCAACCUUUGGUGUGUUAUAUGGUGCAGUUUGUAGAGGAGACCUCUUACAAAUGUGACUUUAUUCAAAAAAUUACAAAAACAUUACCGGAUGCUAACAUUGACUUUUAUUCUGAGUGUAAACAAGAAAGAAUAAAAGAAUAUGAAAUGUUAUUUUUGGUUUCAAAUGAAGACAUGCAUAAGCAAAUACUGAUGACUAUAGGUUUGGAGAACCUGUGUGAAAAUCCAUACUUUAGCAAUCUAAGGCAAAGCAUGAAAGAGCUUAUCCUACUUUUGGCCACAGUAGCUUCCAGUGUGCCCAACUAUAAACACUACGGAUUUUACUGUGGCAAUACCGAACAGAUUAAUGAAAUUCACAAUCAAAGUUUGCCACAAGAAAUUGCAAGGCACUGCAUGGUUCAGGCCAGGUUAUUGGCAUAUCGAACUGAGGAUCAUAAAACAGGAGUUGGAGCAGUCAUUUGGGCAGAAGGAAAAUCUCGAAAUUGUGAUGGAACAGGUGCCAUGUACUUCAUAGGAUGCGGUUAUAAUGCUUUUCCUGUUGGAUCUGAAUACGCUGACUUCCCACACAUGGAUGACAAACAGAAAGACAGAGAAAUAAGGAAAUUCAGAUACAUUGUACAUGCGGAACAGAAUGCCUUGACAUUUAGGUGUCAAGAAAUUAAACCAGAAGAAAGAAGUAUGAUUUUUGUGACAAAAUGCCCAUGUGAUGAAUGUGUACCUUUAAUUAAAGGUGCAGGCAUAAAACAAAUCUACGCAGGAGAUGUAGAUGUUGGAAAAAAGAAGGCAGACAUUUCUUACAUGAGAUUUGGGGAACUUGAGGGUGUUAACAAAUUUACUUGGCAGCUGAAUCCAUUAGGACCUUGUGCUCUUGAACAAAACAAGACUGAAAGCAAAGAGAAUGGUGUGUUGAGAUCCAGACCUCCAGCUGAAGAACAGCACCAAGACAAGAAGCUGUGUCUUGGAAACCACUAAGAAGUCCUGUCUGAACUGCAGUGAAGACCUGAAGAAUUUUUAUUGCACUUUUAAAAUUCAUCUUUGUUAACUUAGAAAAUAAGGAUGGAUUUUGUGAACAAUUUAAAAAAUAUUUUAAGGAAGCUAAUUUAUUACUAGCGUAUGAAUGAUGUUAAUGAGAAUAUUUUUAUUUUAGAUUUUUUUGUGUUUUCCAGAAUAUAGUACUGUGUUCUUUUGUUACACUAAAUGAGGUGGCAAUAUUUAAUGAGACCAGUUUGAUUGCUAAUAUGUAUUGAUUUCUUCUUGUCUUAGCUUUAUAUUAACCAAUUUGAAAAGGAACUGGUUCAGUGAGGUCACUUCUCAGCAGAAAUAUUAAUCCUGGGCCUCCGGUGGCACAGCAGGUUGAGCACAGUGCUGUGAGGCUGUCCGCAGCCUCUGCAGCGCUGGUUCCAUUCCCUGCCGGCCAGGGAGAUUCCCACAUGGCGUGUCAGACCUCUCCUGUCGUGCCCGCUGCUCCCCUCAACAGUGUAUUUCGGUCCUUCUGCCUGUUCUGCUCCCUACUCUGUCUCUGGUGAAUUCCCUCCCACGCCUCUGGCCUGUACCCCAGUGCUUGUAUAAAUAAUAGAAAAAAUCUUAAAAAAAAAAAAAGAAAUAUUAAUCCCUUUGGAUUAUGAAGGUGACAAAUGCUCCAGGGAAAUAAGUGAUGACUUAGCCAUUUUUAAGAAUCAGUAUAUGGCUCACCAAAGGUUCACUUUUAUACCCAAAGCUUUCUAAUAAUCAGAAUUUAGAUUACUUAAGAAUGAAUCAUAAAAAUGAAGUUGGUGGAACAUGGUCUUCAUUAUAAAACUAUGUUGCUAAAAAGGGUCAUUAAUUUUUCGUAAUUCUUUUGAUAUGUAGAAAUUGUAUUGAUUUGUUGAACUUGGAUGUUUUAUCACUGAUAUGCAUAGCAAUAGAAAAAGAAUGUUAUUCUGAAUAGUAUUACCUUUUAAUGUCACUGACUCUUGAAAUCGCUCACAAUGAACCUCAAAUUUCAUUAUGAUGUUAACAGAGAAGAAAUUUGUAGUCUGAAAUAUUGAAACUAGUCUGUUUAAUAUCCAUUCACAAAUGUCACCCAUUUCUCCCCUCCAUGUAAUUAACACAAAGUGUCUCCUGGCUUUUAAUGGAAGGGCUUUUAAAAACAUCUGCAGUGUGAAAGUCUUGAAAGUAGACAUUAUAGUCAGUUCAGUUACAUUUCAAAUUGCUCUUCAUUUUUAGGAACUGAGAGACUUUUGUAAAAUAAGUCCAAAACUGAAAGUACAAGUUUUAUAUUUUCCUAAGUGAGGGAGGGAGUUACAGUGACCCAAGGCCCACAAGCCUGGGGCAGACAUUCUGAGGAAUGAGUCCUUAGGCUGAACAGAAGUAAUCAGGUUCGCCUCUACUUCUGUCUCCUUCCUUUCCAUGGCAUCACAUGACCUUGUAGAAGUGGAGGGCUGGAGGAUCCAGGAGUUUGCAGGCAAACAGUGGUGAUAAGAUGAACUUCUGAGAGAGGGUAUUGGAGAUAGAUGGUCACACUGUAAAGUAGCAAAGAGACAUGAUUGGGGACCCACAUAAGAACUGCUGAAGUGAGAGCCCUGGACUAGCAAUAUUGACUAAGAUCUUGAAAUUCAAAAGUCAAGAGACUUCAUCCCUUAGCCUGAAAAAUCAGAAUUUUGAGUUAAAUUCAAUGUCUCCCUUAAUUUCAAGAUUAGGAGGAUAAUAGUAAAUUCAUAAUUUGAAAAAAAGAAUUUUUUUAUUGGCUUUUGGCUCACAGGAGGCCAAGGUGCAACUUUUCUUCAUUUGUCUUAAAUUUGAGUUUGUCCAACACUGGCUGCCUCCACCAUGCCCCCUACAUUCCACCCCAAUGAGAUCAAAGUCAUAUACCUGAAGUGCACCAAUAGAAAGUCAGUGCCAUGUCUGCCCUGGCCCUCGAGAUUGACCCACUGGGUCUGUCUCCAAAAAAAAAAAAGUUGACCCACUUGAGAGCAAUUGGCAAUUAUUUAAUGUUUUAGUAUCGCCAAUAGUGGCCGCUUGGCUUUGGCUGAGUUUGCCGCUCUUGCUAUUUAGGAUUAAGCAUUCAUUUAGUACCUUUAUUUCAUGUGUAAUUUUUUUUGCUGUCAUUUUAAAUUAUAGCAUAUUUCAGACAUAAAAAUAGUAUAAAGUGAUCGUUACAGCAAAUACUCAUCUAUCUAAUAUAUAGAAUUGAUACAUGUUAGCACUUGGAGUUUUAUUCAUAGGUUACUCAAUUUUCUUUUGAGUUCUAAAUUAGAGCCUUCUUUUGUAUCCUUUCUACCUUUGUUUUCAAGGGCACAUCUGAAUUCCUGCCAGAAUGUCCGUGCUCACUGCAGGGCCGCAGUGUUAAGUCCAACCAAAGACCCUCAAACGACCAUUACCAAGAGUACUAUGGCUGCACCUGCUGCCAAGACAGACUUUAUAAGCAGUCCAUUUUGUUUACUUUAUUACCUUUUGUCUGUAAAUAUCUUUAUUCUCCUUGGAAUAAGAAUGUGAUGUUUUUUCCUCACAGAAAAAGAAAACCAGCCUUUCUAGCCCAGGUGACCUAGUUCUGGUGAGUGGGCCAGUUUAUUGAGCCCAACUCUUUACAGUUAUUCUAACUUCUUUGUAGCUUACAUUUUGGUCUUCUGCCACGUGUCGCGCCAGGGCCUAACUUGAAUGAUGGUGGACUGCCUCAGCCCCCUAAGCGCCACCUAAAUUAUGACUCAGUCACCUUUAUAACUUACUGCCCCUGGAACCCAGGUAGCUGUUAUCGUUGGCCAACAUUUAAAUGUGUAGAACCAUUGAUUCAACUCCAGAGGCCCUACGUGCCAAAUUGUGUGCUAGGUUUUCAGCUUAAAAUGGAAACAACGUAAUUGGCUUUGGAGACUUUCUUAAAUAGAGGGAAUUGAAUUUUUAUUGUCAAAUUUCAUAAGUCUAAUUUUGAGAAGUUUAAUAAAUUUGUUCAAUAGCAGAGUGAAACCCAUCUUUAUAUUGUGGAGUGUGUACCUUUACCUCCUAGCACAAGUUAAAGCUAUGAGUAAUUCAAAAUUCUAUCUGAAUGAUAUACUAGUAGACCUUUGAAUGACAUUCUGGAGUACUUGUACUGUCUUGACUUGAGUUUUGUCCUUUUUUUUUAGAACACACAAAAAAUCAACAGACAUGAGGGUUUCUCAAACUUGGACAGUGCAGACAUUUUGCUUCAGAUGAGUCUCUGCUGUGGGACAUUGUUCUGUGCAUUGUAGAAUCUUAAACUGCAUCCCCAGUCUUCUUCCACUAGAUGCCAGUAGCAACUCCCUGCCCAGUAUGAAACCAAAAAAAACGUUCCUUAGGGGGCAAAGUUACCCCUAGCUGAAAGUCACCAACACAAUUAAGUGAGUCAAAGCGUGUAUUUUGCUAUAGCUGCCAACCCCAUGUGAGACCUGAGGCCUUUCCAUUUAGUGUGACUGUGACACCUAAGGCAUUUUUUAUGGUCACAUACCAGCCAUCAAGAGGAUGGGAUUCCACUGUAUCAUCUUCAAAUGUCUUAAAGAAAUUAGAUUUAGGGUGGAAGAGUAAAAAGCAGUUUUGCAAUCUCCUCCAAUUUGAAUGUAGGGGGCCAGAGUGGGUGGGGUGGGG
Messenger RNA from Talpa occidentalis (Iberian mole), 5258 nucleotides. RefSeq names its product cytidine and dCMP deaminase domain containing 1 (gene CDADC1). The transcript has 10 exons. Gene Ontology annotation, molecular function: dCMP deaminase activity; zinc ion binding. NCBI's taxonomy places the organism in Eukaryota, Metazoa, Chordata, Mammalia, Eulipotyphla, Talpidae. Gene Ontology annotation, biological process: dUMP biosynthetic process; dTMP biosynthetic process. The coding region runs from base 108 to 1655 and encodes 515 amino acids. The record is from RefSeq and is a predicted model, not a curated record. Gene Ontology annotation, cellular component: cytoplasm.